Messenger RNA from Ustilago hordei, 1104 nucleotides. RefSeq lists its product as uncharacterized. Gene Ontology annotation, cellular component: chromatin; nucleolus. The transcript has a single exon. Lineage: Eukaryota; Fungi; Basidiomycota; Ustilaginomycetes; Ustilaginales; Ustilaginaceae. The record is from RefSeq and is a predicted model, not a curated record. Gene Ontology annotation, molecular function: peptidyl-prolyl cis-trans isomerase activity; macrolide binding. The coding region runs from base 1 to 1104 and encodes 367 amino acids.
AUGGCUGCUACUUUCAUUGGCUUCUUCGGCCUCAAGCUCGUCCCUGGCAAGGUCCACCGUAUGGACGUCUCGCGUGACUUCAAGAUCACCAACGUCUCCUACGCCGAGCAGCCCAAGAGCGGCACCAAAACCCUCGUCAAGAUCCACUACACUCACGUGCCCGGCUUCGAAGAUGAGUACGACGAGGAUGAGGAGGAGGAGGCUAAGGAUGCUGAGGACGAGGUCAAAGUUGAGGAGAAGGUCUACACUCUUUGCAGCCUUAACGCCGCUAACAAGGACCACGCCGUUGUAGACCUCCAGUUCUGCCAGGAAGAGCUCAUUGGCUUCUCCAUCACUGGCGAUACUCCUGUCGAUCUCGUCGGUAACUAUGUUGCUCCCCCCGAUUACUACGAUCAGGAACCUUCGGAUGACGAGCUUUACUCGAGCGACGAGGAUGACGAGGACAACAUGUAUGGCCUUGACUCGGACGAAUUCGAUGAGGACGACGACGAGGAUGACGAGGACAUGGAGGAGGAUCCUGAUCGCUUUGAGGAGCUCGUUGAGUCGUCCACUUCCAAGCCCAAGAAGGCCAUUGAGGCUCCCGCCCCUGUCAAGUCCAAGAAGCGCGCCGCUGACAAACCAAUCAAGGAAACCUCUGCCAAGAAGCUCAAGGCUGAUGCUGCAACCGCUUCCGCUACCUCCACUCCUACCAAGGUCGAGAAGCAGACAAAGAGCCCCAAGGAAACCAAGCCCAAGACCGAGACUGUCGAGAAGCCCACCUCCAAGAUGACCACCACCAAGCUCCCCUCUGGUCUCGUCAUUGAGGAGAAGAGUCAAGGAACUGGCCCAGCUUGCAAGCCCGGACAGAAGGUCGGCAUGCGCUACGUCGGCAAGCUCACCAACGGAAAAAUCUUCGAUCAGUGCACCACCGGCAAGCCCUUCUACUUCAAGCUCGGCAAGGGCGAAGUUAUCAAGGGAUGGGACGAGGGUGUCAAGGGCAUGAAGGUUGGUGCUGAGCGUCGUCUCACUUGCCCGCCCAAGCUUGCCUACGGAAACCAGAAACUUCCUGGCCUUCCCGCCAACUCGACUCUCAUCUUUGACGUCAAGCUUGUCGAGAUCAAGUAA